AUACGGGAUUCACCGAAUUAACAGUUCGAACGAAUCGCUAUUAGAAUCUAAGUUGUAUCGUAUUUAGCAAAGAAAUUUGUACAUUUAAUCGUUCAUUGACAUACUUGAUACAGUUUCUAAUUAACAAAUAUCGAUAACGGCUUCUUAAACGUGUCCUAUUGUUACGGUUCUGCGUAGUCGUCACAUAGCAUGUGAAUUAUAAAUAUUAACUUUGAUACUUCAGAAUAAGUGAUUUUAUAGUUUUAAUUGGUAUUUUCUGCUUAACAAUGGACGAAGGGGAAUCAAAAACUUGCGAGAACUGCAAAAGGGAGAUCCCAGCAGUUAAUUUCACUACACACACAGUAUUCUGUGCUCGUAACAUCCGAGUUUGUCCAGUCUGCAAGGAGCCAGUUCCACAGGCAGAGUUACAUGAUCAUCAUGAGAAAUUCCACAAGCUGUUGCCAUGUAAGGAAUGUGGUGAAAGUGUGUGUGGAACAGAUCUUGAGGAUCACAUCAGGGAUUCCUGUGCACACACUAUGAAGUCUUGCAAGUUCUGCGCACUGGAAUUGCGUCGUAGCUCGAUGCCGGCGCACGAGCGGUACUGCGGCGCGCGCACAGAGCAAUGCGCUGACUGCGGCGAGUGGGUCAUGCACAAGUACCGACAGCUGCAUCUAGACUCAAACCAUGGAUUCGUACGUCUCGACGACGAUCCGUUGCCAACUAAGAAGGAUGACAAAACGACGAAUGUGCCAAAAUCAUUAAACUUGCCAAAACCAAGCAACUCAUCUGACGCAAUCAAAACCGCCAAAAUAGUUCAGCCCCUCAACGGUCUCUCAAAGAAUGUCAACAUUAUUAGGCCUGUCACAGAAAUUAGACGCUUACCACCAUCAAUCAAUCAUAAUUCAGAAAGCGUAUUAAAAACAUUUAAAUCUCAAAGCAAUGGACAAAGUUCAGCUGGUCCUUCAAGCUCUAAUGAAUGUCGUUCAAAUAAUUCCGCAGUGACUAAUAUAAUGAGACCUCAAUCUAGUGGUCCGAUUCCAUUAUCUGAUAGAACAAAUUUGUCUUCAAGUAAUAUUUCUUCGACUUUAAGUGAUGUUGCAAAUGGCUCAAGCUCACCUCAGAACGGAGCGAUUCCAAGAAUCAAAAGGACCAACGAUCAACCACAAGUGAACACGGCAGUGGCGGCACAGGAUAAAGUUAGGAAGAAUUUAUGGGCUCCUCGCGGAGCAGUGAAGAAGCGUCCUGCCCCGAAGCCCCCGACAGCAGAGCCUCCGAAGACAGAACCGCCCGCGGACCCCAAACGACAGCUUCCGCUUGAAAGCGCUGUGCAGCGGCAGCGGGCGGAGGAACGUCAGAGACAGGAGCAAACAGCUUAUAAUCUGUCAGUAGGUUUACCUCCCGUCCUUAGUCCAUUGGCAAAACUCGAGAAACUAAGAAAGAUGGACGCUCUCCAGAACCCAGUGGACAACGACCAAGAUUACAAAAACUGUCUCCAAGGCAGAGUGUGGCUGAGCUCAGAGAUUACACCGGCUGGUCACGUAUUAGGAACUUCAUCUAACUACAGAACGAAAAUAGCUACAGAACUAGAAGCUUCAAGAAGAAAAAAUGGUUCUAAGUCUCAAUCGCCAGAGAAUGUACAAGGAGCAGCAGUCAGGCGGAAUGAUCUGAAGGAUUUGAAGCCAAUGACUCCCGAGGAGUUCAUAGAUAGGUUCAAUGAGCUCCAGCUUAGGAAGCCGGGUGAGGAGAUGCUACGGGCGGAUAGGUUCAGUCAGAUUAAGUCCUCGUUGAGGGAGCUGCGGAGAGGCUUGAAUGAGGUUACCGCUCCGUAUAAUUUGAAUGCACAUAACGAAACGUAUCAAAGUGCCGCUAGCCGUCCCCCCGGCGGCGCGCUGGCGGGCGUGGUCGCCAGCGGUCGCGAGUCGCCGGUGCGGCUGCCGUGCGAGUUCUGCGGCGCGCCCGUGCCCGUCGACGACCUCGUGCAGCACCAGACCGGCUGCCGGCCCGAUUUGGCGCAAUUCCGCGCCCCGGCGGAGCCCGCUGUGUACAUCCCGUGUGAGUUCUGCACCCGGCCGCAGCCCGUCUACUUGCUCAGCGAGCACCAGGAGCGAUGUGGCAGAGACGCAAAUGAGCUGUUCCAAGACUGAGGCGACUUUUAAAACUGAUCGAUAUUUGUUAAAGAAGCUAAUAUUAUAAAGAGUUCACCAAUAAAUGAAUGUCGAUGUUGCAGUUGACGCUCAACUCGCUAAUUAGAUGUAAAAAUACGUAUAUGACCAAUGAUAAUAGUUUUGUAUAAAAAAAAUAUAUUUUAUUUGUUGGAAAAAACAUAGUAGAAUUAAGUAUAAUAAUAUGAAUAUUCAUAUAAAUUAUAAACAAUAGAUUAAUAAUAUGUAAGCGUUUUUUGAUUCGACUUUAUUACUUUUAUAACUUUAAAAAUACUAUUUAAAUAACACGUAUAUUUCAAAUCACUUGUAGGAACGAAUGAACAUUCCUAAUUUAUUAUAAAUGUGCAAAAUUUUUCUUCUAAUUUAAAUAUGGAAUAAAUAAAAAAAAUAUUGCAUUUAAUUGUUGUAUAAAAGCAAAAUAUCGUUGUUAAAAAAUUCUUAAAGGUUUUUGAGUGUGAUUUUAUUUUUUCUUAUACUUUGAGCUGGACUCAUGACAUUUUGUGACCUUAGUUAAUAGAAAUAAGGUUUAAAAUGCAAUAUGUAAUUUUUAGGGAUCUUGAGGAGAUUUAUACGAGAAUUUUUAUAAUUAAUUGAUAAUUUCAUAGACAUCACAGAUAUUGCUGUAUUGUUCUUAACUAAAAACCAGUUAUUUGUAAAGGCUUAGGUUAUAUUUUGUAAGGCUUACAUUGUCUCGCAAUUAUUUAAAAAAUACUGUCGAUUCUGUUUGAAAUAUUAUUUUAUAUUUUUUGAGUUGCUUGCGUAUGAUAAAAUCGUCACCAAUAUGAUUUUUUAUUUCAAUAAGUGUAAGAUGUUUAUCUUAGACCCUGCGAUGAAGAAUCGCCGAUCAAAUCGAAGUCGAAUAAAAAAUAUAUUCCGAUGUUCGAUUUUUAAAUUAGUUUUUUAUUUCAUAUGCUAUUAAUACAGAACCACAUUUUUUGUACAACCACAGGCUGUAUAAAAAAUAAUGUAAUGGUCUAGACAACUACCGAUGAAGAUAUAUAGAUUAUGGAUCGUAACAUUAGUCCAUUAAUAUAUAAAAGGAAUUAUAGAAAAUUUAUUAAUUUUAUAUUGUCUUAAUGGUGACAUUUACUCAAUUUUAAAUAUAAUAUCUAUGCCAGAUCGCUACGAAAGAUAGCCAUAACAAUGAUACUUUUGUUGCGGCGUAUGUAUAGUAUGUGUCUUCAAAAUAAAGACAAAUGUAAAAUAAAAAUCCAUUAACAAUAAAAAACACUGGCAACAUUUCGUCGAGUUUAAUUCAAAGUCUUGACGGAUUGAAAUUAAAAUUUUAAUAUUAAAAGUGAAAGGUUAUUGUAAACUAAGAUUAUUGUUCAUUAUGUAUGUAUACAAUUAAUUUUAGUAUGUAAUAAAUAAGAAUAACAUAAUUAUUAACUCUUACCUAUUCUUGCUUUACUUGCUUUUAUGUCUUCGAAAAAAUGAAAACAAGAAUCUCUCAUUUAACGUCAUACUAAUAUUUUUCAAUGUCCUUCGUUUCGUAACUAUUAAUGAGAUUCAAUUUAUCAUUUGAUCGUGCCUUUUAAAUGUAUAUUAAUGUAACGAUAAAAAAAUAUUAUAUAAUUAGAUUUAAAAAAAUUUUGUUUAUAU
This is a messenger RNA of Nymphalis io (European peacock), 3743 nucleotides long. RefSeq lists its product as uncharacterized. The record is from RefSeq and is a predicted model, not a curated record. The transcript has 12 exons. Gene Ontology annotation, molecular function: zinc ion binding. The coding region runs from base 267 to 2123 and encodes 618 amino acids. Lineage: Eukaryota; Metazoa; Arthropoda; Insecta; Lepidoptera; Nymphalidae.